AUGACAAAAAUCGGUUUUGCUGUGGAUCGGGGUGGGACUUUUACGGAUGUGUGCGUCUUUUAUCCAAACGGGAAAACGAGAGUACUCAAAUUGUUGAGUGAAGAUCCAGAAAAUUAUGCUGAUGCGCCAACGGAGGCGAUUCGAAGGGUAUUGGAAGAGGGAAACAAAAGGAGAGAUUCGGAGGGAGAAUUGAUACCAACUGAGAAUAUCGCUUGGAUUCGCAUGGGAACCACUGGAUUCAAAGAUCUUUUAUUCAUUGGGAAUCAGUCAAGACCGAGGAUUUUCGACUUUGACAUUCGGAUACCGGAGGUUCUAUAUUCGGAUGUGAUUGAAAUUGACGAACGGGUGAUUCCGAGUAAUCAAAAAUGUGAAAUGAAAGAGAUUGGCGAGGAAGCAAUGGCAACAAAUGGACAAAAAAUCUUGGUGGAACGAUCAUUAAACGACGAGGAAUUGCGUGUUUCAUUGGAAGAGAUCAAAUCGAAUGGUUUUCACUCAUUAGCUGUUCUCUUUCUUCACUCAUACAUUUAUCCCGCGCAUGAGCUAGCCGUUGAACGUCUAGCGAAAGCGAUCGGCUUCAAGAAUAUCUCACUCUCACACAAAGCAAUGCCGAUGAUUAAAGCUGUGCCCAGGGGAUUCACGGUUUGCGCUGACGCGUAUCUGACUCCAAAAAUCGCAGAAAUUGAGAUUAAU
This is a messenger RNA of Mesorhabditis belari, 690 nucleotides long. Lineage: Eukaryota; Metazoa; Nematoda; Chromadorea; Rhabditida; Rhabditidae. The record is from the annotation of a GenBank genome assembly.